Messenger RNA from Apis laboriosa (Himalayan honeybee), 2691 nucleotides. RefSeq names its product RING finger and SPRY domain-containing protein 1-like. Bases 452 to 2050 code for a protein of 532 amino acids. The record is from RefSeq and is a predicted model, not a curated record. Gene Ontology annotation, molecular function: ubiquitin-protein transferase activity; protein binding. Gene Ontology annotation, cellular component: cytoplasm. Lineage: Eukaryota; Metazoa; Arthropoda; Insecta; Hymenoptera; Apidae. The transcript is spliced from 12 exons.
CUUAUCUCAUAUAUGAUUUAGAAUUGAUCACCUCACGUAAAAUAUAGUAUAGUUCGUGUAUUCUCUUAUGUUAAGAUUACUGUUUUGAAGAUUAUCGAGAACAUAACCUAAGGAAUAUGAUUUAAAGUAUAAUAUAAGUUUAAAUUUUUAUUUUAUUGCAAAAAGUACAAGAUGGAUAUGAUUUUCGAAAUUAUUAUGUGAAAUAGAUAAUCAAGAAAAGUUGCUCAGAAAUUGAAUAAUUUCUUUCUAAUUUGAUAAAAACAUAACCAAAUGACAGCUUUCAAACACAUAGGCUAUCUUGACUUAUAUAAAAUUAUAAUUGUAAGCUGAUUUUUAUUCGUUACAUUGGAUACAUCAAUUAAUAAUACAUAUGUUACAUGAUUGUGUAAAUAUUACUUAAUGAAUAUAUGUGAUAGAAUAUCUUUAAAAGUAUCUUUAUAAACGUGUGGGAAUGGGCAAUUGCUUGUGCAAAGAUAUCCCAGAAGAACUCGAAAUACAUCAUGGACAUAAUCAUGCAAAUACUGAAAAUACUAUAUUACCAGAAUCAAAUGUAGGCACAGUUGCCUCUAAUGAUAUGAACAUUACAACUUUUAAAUUUCCAACUUCAGCUAACAUUGAUAAAUUAGUACUUGAAACUCUUGGAGUAAUUGGUUCUCUUGUUGAUAAUGAGCAAGAACCACCACCUGCAUUGUUGAAAUUACAUGCUAUUGCUGAUAAAGAAGAUGGAUGGAUACAAGUUGUGAGUUCAAUGGUUAAUAUUAUUCCUAUGCAUAAUCCAUUAGGUCCUUCAGUUAUCACUCUUUUAUUAGAUGAUUGUCCAUUACCAUCAAAGGAAUUAGUUUUACGAUUGUCACACAUGUUUCAAUUAUCUCAAAAACUUGGAAAUAUACAGACCAGUGCAACUCAGCAACGUAACAUCUGUGUUGUAUUGGGUUGUAUAGCAGAAAAAUUAACUGGCCCUAGUAGUAUUGCUAUAUUAUCCGAUGAGACUUUGGACUAUCUUAUUUCAAAUCUUAAGGAAAAUAUUGAUCCUUAUGUGGUAUUGUAUUCAUUAAUAGCCUUGGAAAAAUUUGCACAAACAAGUGAGAAUAAAAUAACUAUAAAAAAACGUUUAAUGGCAGAGAAACCAAAUCCAUUAUUAGAAUUGGAAAAGUGGGCAACAGAAACUCAUUAUGUACGUCGUCAAGUAGGUUUUUGUGCGCGAUGGUGUUUAGACAAUUUGCUUAUAAUGGAAGGUAGAAAAUAUUCUCACGAUUCAGUUGAUAUGUCUGGUAUUAAUGUAAUGUUAAAUACAAAGGAUGUAAGCGAGUACCUGAAAAUAUCACCUAAUGGCUUAGAAGCUCGAUGUGAUGCAUAUUCAUUUGAAAGUGUAAGAUGUACGUUUCAAGUAGAUUCGGGAAUUUGGUAUUACGAAACACUUGUUAUAACUACAGGUGUAAUGCAAAUUGGAUGGGCCACUAAAAAUAGCACAUUUUUAAAUCACGAAGGCUAUGGCAUAGGGGAUGAUGAAUAUUCUUUGGCCUAUGAUGGUUGUCGUCGAUUAAUUUGGUAUAAUGCAAAGAGUGAAAGAAAUCAUGAUAGACCUUGUUGGAAAGCUGGUGAUAUUUUGGGUUGUUUAUUAGAUUUGAAUAAAUUGGAAAUAAUAUUUUCCAUAAAUGGUGUACCAUUGAAACCAUGUGUUCAAGUUUUUAAAACAGUACGGUCUGGAUUUUUUGCAGCAGCUAGUUUUAUGUCAUUCCAACAAUGUCUUUUUAAUUUUGGAAAUGUACCAUUUAAAUAUCCUCCUACCGAUCGCGAAUAUAAAAAAUUUAACGAUUAUGCUAGUUUGAAGCCUGAAGAUAAAGUUGUGCUUCCUAGACACAUAUAUCUAGAUCAAUUGAGGAAACUUAGCGUUAGAGAGGAUUCAUGUACAUUGUGUUUUGACCAAAGAGCUUCUGUAAGAUUGCUACCAUGCAAUCAUAGAGGAUUUUGCCAAACGUGUUCGAAUCAAUUGAUAGAGUGUCCAAUGUGUAGAGCUACUAUCGAAGAAGUAGCGACCGAUAACACAUGACACCACAUAAGCGUAUCAACAUUUAAUACUCUUCCAUUACCUUUCUCAUAUUAUAUAAUUCUCAGGAAUUGUCGCGAGGUAAUCACAAUUGCAACACAUCGCGUGUAUCACAUAUUAAAUAUAAUUAUAAUAUUUUAUACAUUUCUUUUCUUACAAUAUAGUAUUUUAAAUCAAGAGAAGGACUACAAAUCACAGAAAGCAAGGUUGCAUUUAAAUAUUACAUCUCUGAGAUAUAUCAUUUUGAAUGUUGCAUUCAUAUACGUAGAUAUAAUUAUAUAUAAAUCACAUUGCAAAUUCAAAUUACAGAAGAAUAUCACCUUCUACCAUUUAUCGGCUGUGCAAAUUAUUUUCCCUAGGUUUUACCUAAGUAUGCCUUACAUCUAAUUAAAUAUUUAAAGUAAAAUAGUGAGAUAAAAUUUAAAUAUUUUUUUUACACUAUACAGAUUAGAAACAAAGAAUUUGCAAUUUACAUCUGAAUUGCUAUGAAUAUACAUUUCCAAUUUAGUAUUUGUGACUGGUUCAUAAAUACAUAUGUAGUGGACACUAUUUUGUCUAUGAACGUGAAAUUCUUUUCUGUUAAAUUAUGAAAAUCUGUAUCACAUGUAUUUGUCAAUAUCGACAAACAAAUAACUGAAUUUGUG